This is a messenger RNA of Daphnia magna, 4710 nucleotides long. RefSeq names its product Fanconi anemia group D2 protein (gene Fancd2). Gene Ontology annotation, cellular component: condensed chromosome; nucleus. The record is from RefSeq and is a predicted model, not a curated record. Lineage: Eukaryota; Metazoa; Arthropoda; Branchiopoda; Diplostraca; Daphniidae. Gene Ontology annotation, biological process: homologous chromosome pairing at meiosis; double-strand break repair involved in meiotic recombination; interstrand cross-link repair. Gene Ontology annotation, molecular function: DNA polymerase binding.
GGAAAGAUACGAGAAAAGCAAUGAAAAAAACUUUGGGGUGCAGUCUAAUAUUUUGGAUAAUCACAGUUGUCGUCUAGUUAAUCCCCAUAAUAGUUGUUCCCUUAAAGCACCAUUGAAAAGAGCCUUCAAGUUUUGUGUACGAUUCAAACUGAUCUUCGAAAAUGAACCGGAGUAACGUGACGAGGAAAAGGGCCACGAUGAUGUUGGAUUUCGACGAUGAAGACGACAAUAUAUUGGGAGCGUUGCCACCGCCAAAUGCGAAAAAGAGAAAAGAAGAAGAUAUUGAUAAUCUAGCUACUGGUCCUGCUGAUUUCAUUAAGACACUAACAGAAGCUGGGUUUCAUCCAAGGACGGGAAACCUGCCUAACCUACUGAGUGUUCAACAAUUCGAGUUCCAACAGAGCUUGAGAGAAAACCUAACAACUAGUGUUCACUAUCCAAGGAGCAUUGAAUUUUUUGUGUCUGAGUGUGAUACUUUUUUCAACAACAGAGACAACUUUAUAAAGGCAUUACAUUUAACAGAGAAUUCAGGAGACCAAGAAACCAGCAAUGCUAUUACUUUGCCUCAGGAUUCCCUUGUAAGGUUGUUGCUGCAAAUCGAUGAAAUCCAAACAAAGUUGAUGGCUACCAUUUUGAAAAGAUUCACGAAGGCAGCCAAAGAGGAGAGGCCGUUAGCUACGGGGGUCAAUCUUCCCUCUUUGAUUCUUUCCCAAAUUGCCUGGUUAAAUCGGAUAGUGGACCCUGUGCAUGUCGUCGACACGCUCUUGGAUCUCCUAAACUCUUCCUCUUCAACCAUAAGAAAGGAAAUUAUUUCUUGCUUACCCAGCGUGGUAGGCGACAAGGAGAAUAUUCGCGUGGCCUUCGUUCUUUGUGGUAUGCUGGACGAAACAAAUAACUCCUUGACCGCCGCAAUCCUAGAUGUUCUAGGUGAUCUUAGCCUUCCCGUAGAUGAAGCUGCCGAAAUUCGACAGAAAGUCGUAAAGAGACUACCAAAUGUUCCUCUCGAAACCGUUCCCGUUCUCCUAGCCUUUGUGUUCAAACGGAUAAAACCAGAUGAAACCCUUUCUAUCAUAAAAGAGGUUGGAUUACACUUCGACAAGAUCUUCAAAAAGCGUCACGAACGUGUUUCAAAAGAUACUGUUAACGAUUGCAUUUCCUUAUCAACAGAAUCAAUUCAGAACUCUAUGAUAGGAUCAAAAUCCUUGGCAGAUACCUGGCUAAAAGAGAUCCAGUCCAAAACGGAACUCACUUGUAGCGAUAUGCUUGUACUAGUGAUUCAACAUAAAAUAAGUGGACGGCGUCCCGAAGUUGAACUGACGAUUCGGAAGAAAAUUCGUUCAGAGAAAUUAACGACUGAACUAGUGAAAGAAACGUUCAAACUAUACGACUGUGUUCUUAAAAACUACUUCGAGCAAUUGUGCGCAAUUGCUGACAACUUGAUCUUGACUUCUGAUCCUUUGCUGGCUCUGCAUGGCUCUGUCUUCUUUCAAGAAAUGUUCGUUCAUUUUGACGAAUUCUAUCAGCAGGAGGUAGUACAAGCAUUAAUCCAAUACGUCAGUUGUGCUGGACACAAUUCAUCGUCCAAUAAUAGUCCUGCGACAGCUGCCUUGAUUGUUCUACAAGAGCUCGCUGAUGCAAAUUGGAACCAUUUGGUCCGAUUUUCGGCCUUCAUUGUCUCCUUGUUGGAAUAUAUCGAGUAUAUGGCGCUUCCUCAGGUGAAAAGAGUUAUGGAACUCUUAGCCAAAAUGGCUUAUGGCUUUUCAAUGACCGAUGAAACGAAAGUGAGGUUAGCAUCCUUCAGUGCUUCAAUCCAAAGUGAGCUCUUGAUGAUAAUUAAAAAGCAGCUUGCAGGAAAACAAGUGGAAUAUCAACGAAUGGGAAUACUGGGCUCUGUUGCCCUUAUCCACGUCCUAGCUAAUCCAGAGCUCGUGGGCGAAUUGAGUGGGAAUGGUCAGUUUAGUCAGUCAAGUCAGUCAAGUUCGUCUUUGACUAUUACAGAUACAAGCCGUAGCGGAGUCCUUCAAAGUGACCAGCGCCUGAUUCAAGCCAAAGCCAUCAUUGAUAUUGUUAACGCCUCCACAAAACACGUCCCAGAGGUCACCGCCCUCUUCAUGGAUGAGAUGGCUAGCACUUCGUUGGUGCAUGACAUCCAUCCUUCUCUUCAUAGCUAUCUUUAUGACGGCGUUUCCGAAAAGUUCCAAGAACACUUUGUGGUGGAUGAAACCGAACAGCAGAUCGAUAUUUUCCAAAUUCCCCUGUCUCUACAGUAUGGUUUGGACACUGUUGAAGAAGAUACACCUUCCGUCGCAAUGGUUUUUCUGAACAUCGCUCCUAUGGCAAUAAAAGAACAAAUUCGCAAGGAUAAAAGAGAUCGAGAGAGGAAUCAGCCAUCUCUUACAACACUAAUGUCUCAUUUUCGGCUCCUCCGCAAUACCAUCGAUUCCUAUCACCAGGCCAACCUUGAAGAUAUCGAUGCACUACUGGGGUGUGCUCUCUGCCUUCCAACAGACGAAGUGAUGGACGAUUUGGAACGAAUGUCUCAAACUGACAAAGACAUAGUGUGUCGUUGCUAUUUUUAUGGCAUCAAUUGGUGUAUCGAAGUCAUUAACACGUUUGCCCGUUCGAAACCAAUGCGCGCCAAAGUUAUACAACGGUUGCGAGACGUGGUAGAUCUUAAAAAGAAGUUCUAUCGGGUUCUGGCUAAAAAUUCUUCCUUCAUGCCCCCUCCAUCGGUGUUUUUGGGAGAACCGGCGCGUGCUCUUAAAGAAAAGAGUAAAAGUGGUCCAAAGAAAAAGGGAGCUGCAUCAAAGAAAGGUGGAACAAAAGGCAAAGGAUCCAAUAAAGUAAAUAGUCAGAAUGACACAACCCUAGCCACACCAAAUAAGUCCAUUUUACAUAGCACACCUCGUGAAUCGAUUUCCGAAGUUUCGAAAUUCGAUUUUGUCCCAUCGCAACCCGGAAAAGUUGGCGAACCAGACAUGGUUGUUUCGACUUAUCCCAUCCAUUUCCGCGAGCUUGACUUAUCCGUGUUUGUGUUACUUUCUUCCACACUGGAACUGACUGAGAAUGAUGCAACUACCGCCUUAAAGCCAACAGAUCUCGAGUUGCUGUUGGGCGAUUUGGCAGCCAAGUUAGAGCACAAGUUAUUAACUGCGGCGCCUAAGCGCCGCUUUCCUCUAAAACAAGAAUCCGAGUAUGACUCUUUCUUGAUGCUGGACCUCUACAUACCCAUGGAAGUAGCUAAGCGGAGUGUGUCACUCAUUAGACGACUAACUACCCACCUGGAGGCUAUUUCGGGCUAUUUCCAGCAACUGAUUGAAAUGAGUGAUGGGAUGCUAGACGGACCGGAAAUGUUCACUGAGCUGGCCCAACGACUCGGCAACAGCUACACGUUGAUUUUUCGCAUUCUUAAUCGCAUUCUUUCAUGGCAUGAGUUCCAGAAGUCAACGGGUGCUCCGUUACUAGAAGAUGCUCUAAAGUUUAUAGCCGGGCGCGUACGUGACGAUGCCAAAACAGCAAAUAUUGAAGAACUUCAGGUUUCCUCGUUCGAUUAUAUAGAGAAAUUUUCCAGUUCGGUUACUUCCUUCGCUUGUGCCGUUGAGCACGUACAGUUGCUGGUCAGUCUUUACAAUCACCAUCCUGAGCCGGAACUAUCGGAACGUUUGGCGACGGUCGCAGAAGGAUAUUUGAAGCGCAGCUGGAAUACAGCGGACGGGGAAUCGAACAAAGGAUCGAAGUUCAAUCGAGAUAUAGAGAAUAUGAUUCAAAUUUAUCUACUUCAUGGCUCUAAUGGAUUUGGAAAAUUAGAGGAUAUUAUUACAAAUGCCAUGGCUGAGGUAAUCCAAUCAGAUAAAAGAGAAAGUGGUUCCGAGUCGGAGUCCUUCCGUACGUGUAACAAGGCAACAUUCACCUUCUACUUUCGUGCGGCAUUUGUCGCUCUGGUCGAAAAUGUCAAAAAAAUUCCCGGUCCAGGUGCUAGUCCAAGAUCUGUAAAAGAAACAUUCAAAACUUGGGAGAAAGUGGUCUACUUGCUGAACCAACUAGUAGAAACAGUAAAAACGAAUGACAAACGAAGCAUCCUCAUUUCUUGCCUAAAGCACGGUCGCUUAGUAAUUGAGUUUUUUUACAAAUCGGCUAUGCCACUACUCGACAAACAGUUCAAGAACAUCAAGGAAGAAUCGCAAGAAUUAUUGAAAAAUUUACAAAAAAGCACGCGGACGCUGCAGAACGUGUGCAAUCAUGCCAAGAUAUCAAGUGAUCAAACGCUAGCAGCUAAUAUUCCAGCUAUGACUAGGAUUCGAGAAGCGAUAUUUUACCGCGUUAAACAUAUGCUUGCAGCACAUGGAUGCGCGGAAGCUUUCUGGAUUGGAAACCUCAAAAAUAAAAAUCUGAAAGGUCAAGAGAUUCUUAGUCAAGGAAGUACUGCAGAAUCCGAUGAUGGCGGACAGGUGCAGAACGCAUCGUCGGAAGAUGAUGAUACGGAAGAAGAAGACGAUGAUGUAACCGUAUUGCGAGAAAAUAUUGCCGAACCAAGUGAUUCUGAUUCUCGCAGUCGCGAAUACUAGCCUGGCGUGGUUUGCAUUGUGCAGGUUUUCACCUUAAGGUUCUUUUUUGUUCAGUAUUUUUUAUGAAUUCAGAAGUUUCUUUAUAUUCUUCUUUACACGGGAAUUUUCGGAAUUUUUCCAUUUAAAUAAAAAUAUGUAAUCAAUA